This is a messenger RNA of Schistosoma mattheei, 1062 nucleotides long. Lineage: Eukaryota; Metazoa; Platyhelminthes; Trematoda; Strigeidida; Schistosomatidae. The record is from the annotation of a GenBank genome assembly.
AUGAUUUCUACUGCAUCCUCUGCCACCAUAAAUACAAAUACCAGUGAUCGAGAUUGUAAAAUUGGUCAGCUGCAAUAUCAGCAACAACAGUUGCUCCGUCAAAGUACUCCUUACAAUUUCAGUUCUUGGGAUUGGAAUGCUGUGAAUAUCAUGAAUAAUAAUAAUAAUAAUAACAAUAAUAAUAAUAAUAAUAAUAAUAAUAAUAAUAACGUUGUUAACGGGACUCAACAACCAAUUUGCAAACCUUUGUUUCCUGAAAAUGACGUCAUGAAGAUGAUCAAUUUUAUAAAACAGGAAAAUUAUGCUCCUACAAUGAUUAAUUCAGCCAGCUUCAGUCAUGAAAAUAAUAAUAAACAAGGGUUUGUACGGGAAACUCAACCGUCAUUGGAUAAAUUAAUUGAAAUGGGCUAUCCAAAUCAGCAUUGCCCUUAUCCUUUAGAUCAUUUACAUUCACAAUUUCAAUUCAGUCAAAGUAGAUGCUCAUCAACUACAACACGAUAUAAAGAACCAACUGUUCGUAAUGAAGAAAAUCCUGUUUAUUCUGAAGCUGAUAAUAAAGCAAGCAUUCAAGAGGAUCCAUCAUCAAUGGAUAAGAACAGCAAUUGUAAAAGUGAAAAGUUCGCAUGUGAACAUUGUGAAAAGAAAUUCAAGACAAAGUCUUAUUUGAAUGAACAUGUGAAAGUUAUUCAUGAAGGUAUUUUAAUUCAAUGUGAUGAAUGUGGCGAUGGAUUCAAGUCUACGAGUUCACUUAAAAAUCAUAUAAAUUUAGUGCACAAAGGCUUGGGAUUUCAAUGUCAUUAUUGUAAUAAAGUGUUUACACAGAGACAUACCUUAAUAAUACAUGAAGAAUGUGUUCAUAAAGGUAAUUUACUAAAAUGUGAACUUUGUGGUCGGUCAUUCAAUUCACAUUGUGCAUUACGUUAUCAUUCUAAUAUUGUUCAUAAAGAUCAUAAAUUCCAAUGUCCACAUUGUCCCAAGACCUUUCGUUUGAAAAAAUACUUAGAAGGUCAUGUAAAACGAGUUCAUGCUAAUUUGGGUAAAGGAAAUACGCAAACAGUUUAA